Messenger RNA from Colletotrichum lupini, 507 nucleotides. RefSeq lists its product as uncharacterized. The transcript has 6 exons. NCBI's taxonomy places the organism in Eukaryota, Fungi, Ascomycota, Sordariomycetes, Glomerellales, Glomerellaceae. The record is from RefSeq and is a predicted model, not a curated record. Bases 1 to 507 code for a protein of 168 amino acids.
AUGAUUUGCUCCUCAGUUACGGAGCUCCGAAUUCUAUGUAGGAUCUCACCACAGAGGAGGCGUCUCAGAUUCCACUUUCAGGGUUUGCAUUAUUCCGCAACUUAUCGCCUGGUAUCUAGCGGCCAAAAAAUCAAAUUGAUAGAAAAGGCCUUUCAAGAUGAUGAUUCGCAAGGCUCGGACGCCACCCGAAAGUACUUGCCAAGGCUCUACGAACUAUCAGGUCUUCUGAAAAGCACACGAAACACCUCGACUUCGGAAGCUCAUAGUGAUUUCAACACCGAGAGAUACAUCAAGGACAGUUUCGGGCCGAGUUUUGGAUCUUUGCCAGGAGCGACACCAACACAAAGAUAUAACAUCUAUGUGGCUUCCACCAUCCGGUCCUGCGAUACAACGGCAAAUUGCUCCAAGCUUGCCGCCGCAGCGCCACAGGGCGUUCAAACUUCAUUUGAAAACGGCAAUCCGGUCCCUGAUUCUGUGCUUAUCAGGGAUUCCAUCACAUCCCCUUGA